AUGGCCAUUCCCAGAGGACAACCUCCUCCUUCUCUUUGGCCUCCACUCUUCCUCCUCUUCCUCAUCUCCUCCCCGCUCCCCCUGCAGGCCCGGCCACUCCUUCUCCACCCGUCCAUCAACGUGGCGGUGGUGUUCAGCGGCUCCAGCUACCAGAAUGAGGUCAGGGGUCGCCUCAGCGGGGAAAACUUUGUUGACCUGCCCGUGGUGGUCAGCCCUGUCACCGUGCUGGUCAACGACACGAACCCCCGCGACCUGCUGACACGUCUCUGCGAUACCAUGGCAAUGGAGAGGCUGCAUGGUGUGGUGUUUGAGGAUGAUGUGGGCUCGAGUGCUGGUGUUCAGGUGGCAGAAGUGGCCCAGAUCCUGGACUUCCUCUCCACUCAGACAGCACUGCCAAUCGUGGGCAUCAGUGGUGGCUCUGCAGUUGUCAUACCAUACAAGGCAGAGGGAUCAUCCUUCCUGCAGAUGGGAGCAUCUCUGGAGCAGCAGAUCGUCUGUAUGUUCAAGCUCAUGGAGGAGUAUGACUGGGGCGAGUUUGCGGUGAUCACCAGCUUGCUGCCGGGAUAUGACACCUUUGUGGAUAUAGUUCAGUCUUACACAGAUACCUCCUAUUUCCUGUGGAAUCUACAGGAUAUUUUGACUCUGGAAAUGUCUGUCGGGGCUAAUGAUGUGAAGACCAAGCGCAUGCUGCAGCAGGUGGAUUCUCAGGUCCUGCUGGCGUAUUGCUCCUAUGAGGAGGCACAGUACUUGUUUCAUCAGGCAGCUGAGGUGGGCCUGCUGGGGCCCGGCUACAUCUGGAUCCUCCCCAGCCUGGCCGUGGGCAACCCCGACAGUCCUCCACCUGUCAGCUUCCCUGUUGGUGUGAUCGGCGUGAUAACGGACCAGUGGAGGAAAAGCUUGCGGCAGAGGGUGAGGGAGGGUGUCGCCAUCGUAGCCAAAGGGGCCGAGAGCUUUAAGAAGCGGUAUGGUUUUAUUCCUGAGGGACAUGGUGACUGCAACAAGCCGGCUAAACACUCAGACAACAAUACCCUGUUCAGGCACAUGCUGAAUGUGACGUGGGAAAGGAGAGAUCUGUCGUUCAACAACCAAGGCUUCCGCUCAAACCCUUCCAUGGUCUUCAUUGCUUUGGACCGGGAGCGACUCUGGGACAAGGUGGGUACGUACGCUCGGGGGAUCCUCCAAGUCCGCUACCCUGUCUGGCCUCGGUAUGGCAACUUCCUGGAGCACGUGUCUGAUGAUCGUCACCUGACUGUGGCAACGCUGGAGGAGCAUCCCUUCGUCAUGGUCGAGAACGUGGACCCGGGCACCGGCACAUGUGUCCGCAACACGGUACCCUGCAGGCGCCAGGCCAAUCACACAGAGAGUAUUAUUGGCCACUCAGAGUCCUACACCAAACUUUGCUGUAAGGGCUUCUGCAUAGACAUCCUGAAGAAGCUGUCCCGCACAAUCAAGUUCUCCUACGACCUCUACCUGGUCACCAAUGGAAAGCACGGCAAGCUGGUCCGCGGGAUUUGGAACGGCAUGAUCGGGGAGGUCGUGUAUAGACGAGCUGACAUGGCCAUUGGCUCCCUCACUAUCAACGAAGAGCGUUCAGAAAUCAUCGACUUCUCAGUGCCGUUUGUUGAGACAGGCAUCAGCGUCAUGGUAGCCCGCAGCAACGGGACAGUUUCCCCAUCUGCCUUUCUUGAGCCCUACAGCCCAGCAGUUUGGGUCAUGAUGUUUGUGAUGUGCCUGACCGUUGUGGCGGUGACAGUUUUUGUGUUCGAAUACUUCAGUCCGGUUGGCUACAAUCGCAGUUUGGUGAGCGCCAAAGCUCCCGGUGGGCCAACGUUCACCAUCGGGAAGUCAGUGUGGCUCUUGUGGGGCAUCGUCUUUAACAACUCAGUCCCCAUUGAAAACCCUAAAGGAACAACCAGUAAAAUCAUGGUCCUGGUCUGGGCCUUCUUUGCUGUCAUCUUCCUGGCUUCCUAUACUGCCAACCUGGCUGCCUUCAUGAUCCAGGAGCAAUACAUUGACACAGUGUCUGGGCUCUCUGAUAAGAAGUUUCAGAAACCACAUGAGCAUUACCCUCCUUUUCGCUUUGGGACGGUUCCAAAUGGGAGCACAGAGAGGAAUAUCCGCAGCAACUACCCCGACAUGCACACACACAUGAUGAAAUAUAACCAGAAGGGGGUGGAGGAAGCCCUAGAAAGCCUAAAAAACGGGAAGCUGGAUGCCUUCAUCUAUGAUGCUGCUGUUUUGAACUACAUGGCUGGGAAAGAUGAGGGCUGCAAGCUGGUGACCAUUGGCAGCGGGAAAGUGUUCGCCACCACAGGAUAUGGUAUCGCUCUGCAGAAGGACUCCCGCUGGAAAAGGCCUAUUGACCUGGCACUGCUGCAGUUCCUCGGAGAUGGAGACACCCAGCGCCUGGAGACAGUGUGGCUAUCGGGCAUCUGCCAGAACGAGAAGAAUGAAGUGAUGAGCAGCAAGCUGGACAUCGACAACAUGGCGGGAGUCUUCUACAUGCUGCUUGUGGCCAUGGGCCUCAGCCUGCUGGUCUUUGCCUGGGAACACCUGCUCUACUGGAAACUACGACACUCCCUCCACAAGUCUCACAAACUUGACUUCCUGUUGGCCAUCAGUAGGGGUAUUUACAGUUGUUUCAAUGGAGUGGAGGAUCCUGGGCGUUCAUCUGGUUUGGCCAAACCUGACCUGACUUCUAACUAUGCUCAAGCAAACAUGCUGAAGAUGCUUCGCACUGCCAAGGACCUGGUCUCCACUGCCAAUGUUGAGAGCUCCCUGGACAACGCCACCAAGACCAUAGAGCAGUUGAGCCGUCAUGGCGGCAGCUUGCCUGUUCGUGUUCCACAAGUCACCACGGAGGCUGCACCUGGAGGAUUUGCUUAUGUUACAGAGAAUCACUCCUCCCUCCCCCAGCACUCCCUGACCCCACCUAUGACUGCUGUUAACGCUCUGAAACAGCAGAGGGGUGUGACCAGGCCCACGCCGCUCCGUUACACGCUCCCGACUCGCUCUUCUUCAUGUCUGUAUGACCGUCCACUUCCUGUAUCCAGCCUCAGUAGCCCCCACCUGGCUGUGAGUGAGCCACUCCCUUAUCAGCACCCACACCACUACCAGACCACUGGGAGACUUUACGUAGACACCCAUCCUCAUUCGCCUUUCGUCCCCUAUGCUGAUCUCCAACUACCUGACAUCUACACCUCUCACCCGGUCUCCUCGCCUCAAAACCAGCACGUCCAAGCGGGCUUCUCCCGACGGAAAAGGAGGUCCAAAAGUUUCCAGUGUGAGGACGGGGAUGUGGAGAGGAGACAACACAGAGACCAGGAAAAGAAUGGCAAAAGUCCCGUCUGUCUCAGUGAGCUGAAAGCCAACCACCUCCAAGACAACCACAUCUCUGCCCCCAGUGUUGAGAGCACCUACUCAGGGGAGGGUCCUCGGGUAGAGAACUACAGCUCCUGGCCACCAGAAGACCUUGUGCUGAGAGGGAGACGCAGGCACCGCCGCCCCUCUUUCCUUAAAGCGACUUGGGGCAGCGAGCAGAUCCGCCAGCUCGACGAAUCCCAGUCAUCCCUGUCCAGCCAAUCCCCUUCCACCCUGCCAGACCUAUUCCCAUGCAUUCUUACACCGACAACACCUGCCAAGGCCUACAACCCUGCCCACCUUCGAAACAACCUGUGCCUCCCACGGAACCAGGCCUACCUCCACAUAAGGGAGGACCAGAGGAGGCCCAAUGGCCGUAAGGGCCAGAGGCUGCGCUACUCCCACUCCACCCAUCUCCCCACAUAUGGAGAAGCAGUGCGACAUGGGACUGGGUUAGGGCGGGGGAUGGUACGGAGAGCCACCAGUUUGCUCAGCAGACAGUACGCCCACUACCUGAACUCAUAUCCAGGACUACCCCUCUACCACGGUCCCCUGGACCUGCAGCACCACAGCCAGGCCUCCAACGGCCAUCCAAGCCCCAGCCCAGUCUGCCAGCUUCUGGCCUGUGGUGGCGGGCGAUGUGGGGGCCAGCGUGCGCUGCUCUACCAGGACAGUGUGUAUGGGGCCUAUGGGGUCUAUCAGGGGUCCCAGACUGGAUCAGAGACCCAGGCAUGUCAGGGAGCAGGGAGCCAGCAUGCAGGGAGCCCCUGUGUUCUUCGUCCCUGGCGACGGGUGUCCAGCCUGGAGUCUGAGGUCUGA
This is a messenger RNA of Xiphias gladius (swordfish), 4179 nucleotides long. Its product is annotated as glutamate receptor ionotropic, NMDA 2C-like. Gene Ontology annotation, molecular function: transmitter-gated monoatomic ion channel activity involved in regulation of postsynaptic membrane potential; NMDA glutamate receptor activity. NCBI's taxonomy places the organism in Eukaryota, Metazoa, Chordata, Actinopteri, Istiophoriformes, Xiphiidae. The transcript has 15 exons. Gene Ontology annotation, cellular component: NMDA selective glutamate receptor complex; postsynaptic membrane; plasma membrane. Gene Ontology annotation, biological process: monoatomic ion transport; long-term synaptic potentiation; excitatory postsynaptic potential. The coding region runs from base 1 to 4179 and encodes 1392 amino acids. The record is from RefSeq and is a predicted model, not a curated record.